UUCUGCAAACCGUUCGAAACCGUGUCGAGUUCGGAACUCACGUACAUGUAUAUCGUACUCUUUUUAUAAACGCGCGUGCGCCCCUGGUGAAAAGAACCUUUACUGUUCACGGUGAUUGCGUGCCUCUGUUUCUUCGCGGUGUAUUCGUGGUGUUUUGUGUGUGAAUAACGUGGCUGACUCUGUGUGUGUUCGUGUCUCCGUCGCUUCGGCGGAUUAUUAAAGCUACGCUACUUACUACGGCGUUCGCUCGCUCGCUCGCUCGCUUCACUCGCGGGACUCCGCGCAUGUGUAUAUGUGUGCGACAGUACGUCGCAGGCGAGAAUACAGUGUUGCCGGACCAUCGACACCUCUUCGCGAGUCGUGUUUUGAGCAGUUUUCGCAGCGAGGUGCAAUCUCGGGCGCAUAUUCGAACCGGAAUCCUUGGACAAGGUUUCGAGGCGCGUUCGAUUGUUAAAACGUCCUUACGCUCUGACAUUUGAACGUAUUCGUCGGAGGACGUGGCAACCUCGCUUCACUUUCCGGGGGCUUGGGGUGGCGAGGAGGCAGGCAGGCAAGCAGGCGGCAGGCAGGCAGGCAGGCAGGCAGGCAGCUUUCUUGUUUCGAGGAUCGGCGGCGCUGCUCUUGCCCUCUUUUUCUCUCUCUCUCUCUCUCUCCCUCCCUCCCUCUCUUUCCCCGCGUACCGUUGAGAGCUUCUCCCCCGUUUCCCCCACUCCAGGGUAGAGAACUCGGUCGGGCGAGUCUAUUCGAGAUCCGAGGGGAGGUCGGUAGACCUUGUCGGUAGUCUUCUGUCGUUCGGAGAAUGUACUAGACGCCGAACGGCGAACGCGGUACGAACCGGAGUUUCUCACUCACUUCACCAAAUACUCAUCCUCGAUAGUCUAACUGCGGGGUCGUCUAGCCAGCCUGAACCGUCGAUAAAGAAGAAAAACUCGUGAAGAAACUCUCGCGUAUAUCGCGUUAUUUAUCACGAUUUAUUCGCCGAAUCGGAGCCACAUCGAACACCAGUGUAUCCGCCGGCCAUGUUUGGUGUUUACGCGAGGGGGAAUCGCCGCUACGGCUGACGUCACACUAACCGAACUCUACCGAAGAGCCGAACGAGAAAACGUGCCGGUCUACCCUGCCCAUAGACCGGCUACCAACGUCCCGCCGAAGAUAAUAUACCUUAUACCUCGCAGUGGGGCUGUUCCUCUUUUCUCCUCUCCUAUCCUUCGAUCUUCUCUUUUCUUCACUUCUCAUCGUCGCAGCUAGUUUCACAUCGUCGUGAAAGUUUAAACCCCGGGUAAAACAUACCACGCUUGAAACGAACUCUGUCACGAGUACCGCAGGUAUAUCACAAGAUAGAGUACGGGGCGCGAAGGCCGACGAUACUGUUGUAGACGUACCACGCAACGUCCACCGAUGGACGUGAUCCUACUACCCGUUCGUCGACGAUUUACUAUCACAUACUACCCUUACCAAAAACGUUGACAAUGCUCAUCAGGAGCUGAACCUUUUUACUGUGUGUGGCCCGCGCGUCUGCGUGUGCUACGCGCUCGCGGCCGUGAGACCGCGGUGUGCUUGUGAUAUUGUGUACCAGUGCUUCUGGUGCUCGUGUGUCGUCUGUUGUCUUGCCUGAUCACACACGUGCGCGAGAUAUUGUUGUCACGUCCGAUUGUCGUUGACAAUGAGGAAAUAUUAACUACAGUGCGUCGUAUUGUUGUGCGUGGCAGCGAGGAGGCUUUAAAUUUAAGAGGAAUAAAUAGUGCACCGGUCUUUGUCACCCAUCCACUCUAACAACAACGACAAGAAUAAAAUAACAGCGAUCGAAAGAAGGAUACCAACCGGAUACCUGUUCGGCACCCGCAUUUGGAUAUAUAAAGAAAAGUGUCCGUGUGUUUUGUGCCUCCGUUAUAUCAACACGCCGUGAUUGUGAGAUAUUUCCUCACCCCCCCGACCUGCGUUAAGGAUUAUCUCUGUUAAACAUGGAUUUAGGAGAUCGAGUCUACGCCGCCGAAAGGAUUAUGAAGAAAAAGGUGAAGCGGGGAAAGGUUGAAUACCUCGUCAAAUGGAAGGGAUGGAGUCAGAGGCACAACACUUGGGAACCAGAAGAAAAUAUUUUGGAUGUCAGGCUGAUCGAGCUCUUUGAAGAGAGUGAACGAGGCAAUGCGGUAAUAAGAAGGCCAAGGAGGAAGGAUGCCAGAUACAAUGAGCAGGUUCUCGCAAAUCUUGACGUAAGAGAGGAACCAGGUGGUGACGAAAGAGUGGGCGAAGACAGCCAGGAUGAGUCAACGACAGGCAGCACGUCGGCACCCCUCUUGAAUCCAAUAACGCACGACGAAGACACUCUCCAGAGUUCGCUGGACGGUCACGAAUCUCCUGUACCUCCCGAUUUGUCGGCGCCAAGUGUCGAUUCGGAAAGUUCCAACAGCAGCGGUGACGAACCUCUCUUGUCGAGGAAGGAACCGGCAGGAACUAAAAGAAAAGCUGAAGUCCUCAGUAAAGAGUCGGGUAAAAUUGGCGUCACUAUAACCACCAGCAGUCCAAGCAGCGGAAGUGGUAGUCCACCUCCUAAUAAAAUUCCCAGGCUACUACCCAUAAAGACGAAUCCAACGUCGCCAACCUAUCAUACUCACAAAGUCAACGGUAGAAGGCCAUCCUCUUCUAGCGUCAAAUCAACCCCAGAAGAACCUCUGCCAGCGGUACCCACAACUCUGGCUCCUGCGACUCAAGACAAAAAGAGGCAAGAAGCAGACGUACCUCAUGGACCACUGCCGUCCCUUCCUAGAGCACCAUCAGCACCUUUAUCGCCUCAAUUUGAUACUCCGUUGGAUCAAUCGACGAAAAAGAAGGGUCUUGUAACAGACCAGCAACAGCAGCACAGGUCUGGCGAUAAGAUUGACAAAGCGAAUGGUUCCACAGUAACGUUAGAUGCGACAAAUGGUCACAAAUCUCCAACACCAAUGGAUUCGUAUACUAAUAAUAACAGGUUACCCACAGUUGUAAAUGGGCAUCAUAGUCAUAAUAAUAAUAGCAACACCAAUAAUAGCAAUGCUUCAAGCGUUAAGCAACAUACGGAUAUAUCUAAACCUGAAAUUUGCGUACCUCUUACAAGUCCAGGAACAGAUUAUUGGCAUGCUAGAAAUCCUGUCGCUGAUCAGGUAUUUAUUACGGAUGUAACUGUUAACUUGAAAACUGUCACAAUCCGGGAGUGUAAGACUGAAAAAGGAUUUUUUAGAGAACGGGAUCCGAAGAGUGACAUAUUUUAACGCGAUUUGAUGUGCGUAGAAUUGUAUGUUCUUUUUUCGUUCUUUCUUUGUUAAAUUCUUUAUUCAAAUACAGAAGAAAUGAGGGCGAAAUUUUGAUAAAUCACAACACCAUGAAACAUUUCCUUUUUCACUACCGUAUUGUUGCAUACCUUGGAAUUUUCCGCUCUCACUUGAAACCAUUACUGUCACAUGGUUAAAUUGGCUAUUGUUUUUUUUUUUUUUUUGUCGCUGAAAAGAAAAACUACGGCUAGUUUACAAUUUGUUUCUAAUUUUUCUCUGCAAUUGAUACUUGUUCAAAACGACAGGCGCAAUUGUGAUAUACACCCACUGAUCAAUGAAAUCACUUACAAAUAGACUGCGUCUUGGAAAAUGUUAAGAGUGCAAAGACUGAGAACUGGUUUUGAAAUAGAAACCAAAUCUAUCAAUCUCAACACAGAGAGGUUUGAACGGAUCUAAGAGUAGAGACGAUUCGAUUUCUAUAAAUAUUUAAUACUAUUUGAUAUAAUAUUAUUCCAUUCAUAUCUUGAUUGGCUUAAUUUUUAAUCGAUUUUAGAUAGUUCCUAUGAUUUUGUAUCUAUUUGAUUAAUCAAGUGUCUCUAGGGUUGCCAAGCUAUAAAUUUAGCAUAGAAAACUAUGAUCACUACAGAAUGGCAUGAACAUUAUAGUUUUCAUUACAAACUUGAAUUAUUUAUUGAGUAGUGUUAGAAUCAAUAAUUUCGUUUCGUCUCUUCUCUGACUUGAAAAUGAGAACGAAUUGAUAUUUGGUUUUCAUAACAAGCGAAUCUGAAGAAGGGAAUAUUAAAAGAAAUACUAAAUUACACUUGCUCUACUUAAUUAUCAGCUGCAUAUUUCUCGUUGUCAAAUAACAUUGCCAGGAGCAUAAUUUUUCCGAGAAUCAAUGCAUCACUCAUUACUAUAAGAAACGGCUGAAGAGCGUAGAUUAAAGACUUCUACGCAUUUUUCUAUAAAUUCUCAAUUUCAAGCUAAAACUAUUUUGUGUAAUGAAAACGGAACUCCCAAUACGCGAGAUUGACAUAAUUUAAUGAUAAAUUUGUGAAAUACUGUUGUAUAUUGUAUGAUGCUUGAUAAGAGACUUGUCAAGGAUCUUAAUAUUUGGACAAAUAUUUGUCGUACCAAACUAUUUAAUCUUGCAUUUGUUUUGUGGAAUUAUUAUUUAGAGAUAAAAUUACGCGAAAAUUUCGAAUUUCGUUUUCGAUUUGUUUGACCUUUUAACAGGUAACCGUAACUCCAAAAAAGUAUUAGGUAAACUGACCUAUUUUUGAAUUCAUACUGUAAUUCAUAACUAGAUUUCUUCAUUGAUUUUUUUUUUAUCCCUUAUCCUUUGAUCUGAUAUGUUUGAACUGACUGUAGUCUCCAGAAAAUCAAAGUAAAGGGUAACAUACAAUUACAUUGAAUUGUUUGAUUGAACUGUAUGUGAAAGCAUCUGGAGGAUCGCCGUACGAAUUCAACCUGAUACCCAUCUCGAGGUUUAUUUGCUAGAAAUCAAAAUUUGAAUUCAAUAAUAGAUUGUGAAGGCGUAGCCUAUUGCUUCAAUUUUCACAAAACAAAUUGCAAUACACAAAUUUACAGUUGAUUCAAUUUAUCUGCAGUUUUAACCCUCCGCCGGCCAAUAUGGACUGUAUCGUCCAUCCUGAUAUUUUCACUACUGAAAUAUCAACCGAGCACGUGAAACUGAUUAUCUCAUUUCUUUGGAAAUUUUUGAAAAGCCCUAAGGGGUUGGGGGGGGGGGGGAGUUUACGAAGAAAUCGUCCAUGUUGACCAGCAACGUUAGUAAAAAAGACAUGGCCGGGGGAGGGUUAAUAAAGAAGACUGGGAGGCGUUAGUAACGUCACUGUUUUGUUGAUUUCGUGAAUCGACGGAAAAUUCCUACGAAUAUUGCACGGCCAAGUAAGGCAGUGGCAGAAGUUUACUAUAGCUAUAUCAAGUUGAUCAUAGAACGUAAAUAUUUCUACGAAAUGACCAAAUUGUUACGUACAUAUUAUUAGAGGAAUAUAAAAGCUUGAAAGUCUACUCCAUCAUUUUAUCAUGACUCUGCUUAACGUGUCGGAUAUUUUUGGCGCAUUUGAUCCGCACUAGUUUCGUCAGAACCUAUAUAUAUAUACGUAUAUAUAUAAAUUUUCGACAUUAUAUAUGCAUAUACAUGUGGAAGCUGAUUAUAUCUGCUACUUAUUUAUUAUACUAUACUAUGUUUAUUAUGAACGAUUUCUUUUUUUGUGUUUCUGGCACUCGCAGUACCAUAUUUUGUUAGUAAGUUGUGUAUGUAAGACGGCGAAACUUUUACAGUGAAAUUGAGACUUCCCCAAAAGUGAUUUAAGAAGAUGAUUGGCAUUUAAUGUUCAUAUUUGAUUGCACAAUUUGAGAAUCUUAAUCGCUUUCUGUAAUUCUCUCAGAAAUGAGUAUACGUGAAUAUCAAUGGGAAGUCUCGUUUGUAAGUUUGCCUUCGAUCCCGCAUUUUUGGAGGAGUGCAGAAGAUACCUUGAAUAAUCUCCUGAAUUCUGACCUGGAAAGAAGAGUUAGAACAAAUUCGUAAAUGUAUUUAAAUGUAUAUUUAGAAAAUGCUCUGUAAAAAUUGUAAAUAGAAAGGAUGACAAGAAAAAAGGAGCGAUGAGAAAAAGAAAUCUCAUCGCAAUUUGUAAUGUAUGUAAGUUUGCGGUGACAAAAGGUGAAAAAAAAAAACAACUUAGAAAUAGUAUUUUCAGUUAUUGGUUGUUUUAAAUGGACGAUGAAACAGACAAAUACGAUGCAUACGAUGAUUUUGGAAGUGGAAAAAGAAAAGAAAAACGAAGAAAAGAUGAAAAAAAAUGAUACAUCAAAAAUAUCCUUGUAAUUUGUAAAUUUAAGGAGCGGUGACAAGAGGUGAACCCAUACUAGAUUUAGAAUUUUGAAAUAGACUAUGCCCGUACCUUCAUAUUUGUUUCUGUACUUAUAGACACAUCCCGUGCAACACCUACAAAAGAAACAUAGAGUAAACAAGAAAACCCAAACUUCUUAUCAGAAAACGACAAGAUGAUCGCAGAAGAGUUGAGAAAAUACAAAACAAAUAUGUGAACCCCGAUAGUACCAAAUCCAACAGUAAUUUUAGUUCUGUCUGGUACAGAUUCCUUAUAUUUCAAUAAAAUCUUUACUUGAUAUUA
Neodiprion fabricii is the source of this 6400-nucleotide messenger RNA. RefSeq names its product polycomb group protein Pc. Bases 1962 to 3245 code for a protein of 427 amino acids. Lineage: Eukaryota; Metazoa; Arthropoda; Insecta; Hymenoptera; Diprionidae. The record is from RefSeq and is a predicted model, not a curated record. The transcript has 5 exons.